Sebastes umbrosus (honeycomb rockfish) is the source of this 2170-nucleotide messenger RNA. It is a transcript of the gene tmco6, whose product is annotated as transmembrane and coiled-coil domains 6. The record is from RefSeq and is a predicted model, not a curated record. Gene Ontology annotation, molecular function: protein binding. NCBI's taxonomy places the organism in Eukaryota, Metazoa, Chordata, Actinopteri, Perciformes, Sebastidae. The transcript is spliced from 13 exons. The coding region runs from base 147 to 1670 and encodes 507 amino acids.
AAAAAACACCAAAGAAGAAGAACUUCCGGUUGUGUUUGGUUUGGUGGCGAUAAUCACCACAACAUCCUCCAGCAUGAGCUCUACAUGAAUUAACUAACGUUUAACUGAUUUAACUGCUCAGUUAUAAACCUGUAACAUAAAAAACAAUGUGGAGGUUAAACAAAGUCCGUCACAAAGCUGGUCGAGCAGCAGACAGCUCAGAGGAGAUGAAGGUGAAGAGGAGAGAGAAGGAGAAAGCACUGAGACAAGCCCGCAGAGACAGACAGCUUGUGAGCAAGAGACUCCUGCUGAAUGACGAUGAGGACCAGCCAGAGGUCACCAUGGACACUACCUCAGGAGAACAGGAUGUGGUCGGUUUGUUCCACAAACUUCAACACGGCGGGCCGGAGAGGGAGGCCCACAUGAAAGCUUUGAGUAAAGCUCUCCGCGACCCGUCAGCUCAGCGCACCUUCAUCAAGCAGGAGAACAGUAUUCAUCUUCUGGUUGGUCUCCUCACCGGCUCUGAUGCUACGCGUCGUCUGCAAGCCAUCCGGUGCCUCCAUGAGCUGUCUCACUCCCCCCACAACGACGUAGCACCAGCUUGUCUGCCUGCCACCCCCUACCUGCUCACCUACCUGUCUGGCCAGAGCACCAAGUUCACCGAGCUGUGUCUCUACACGCUGGGUAAUUUAUGCCCAGACAGUGAUGUUGUAAAAGACAAACUCCUGGCUCAGGGAAUCAUACCAGCUCUGGCCAACUGUAUAGAGAACCAGAGACAUAACCUUGCGGUGGUGGAAGCUGUGGGAUUCACCCUCUCUCAGCUUCUCCAGACCAAAGACGCAGCAGAGAAAAUAAUCCCGACAGUCCUUGCCUCCAGCUUACCUUCGAACUUGCUAUCGGUCCUGACUCCUGACCCAAAGUUUGGCCUGGCCCCUGCCAUCGAGUGUGCAUGGUGUCUGCACUACCUCACGUGUAGCAUGAAGGACAACAGAGAGCUGUUGGCUCAAGGGGCCCUGUUGCAGUGCAGUUCCCUGUUAGUUUCACUAGGUGGUGCCGUUGCUGAAGGAAACAAAGAAGAAGGAAUGGAGCUGUUUAUCUGUCCUCUGCUGAGGUGCGUGGGAAACCUGCUGUCCUCCUGUCCAGUGAAAGACCUCAACACUCAAGUGGGUGACGUUCGUGUGGUGGUCGCUCUGUGUGCACUUCUUCAGGCCUACCUGCAGACCCAUCCAGCGUUGGCUAGAGAGAGCGCCUGGGUCCUCAACAACCUCACAGCUCACUCCAGUGCUCUCUGCUCCGCUCUGCUGACUCUCAACUUGGUCCCUGGACUGAUCCAGCUCCUCCCUUUCUCUCAAGGCAUCAAUACCAUGAUCCUGAGGGUUCUGGCAAAUAUUGCCCACAAGAAAAAGGAGUUCUGUGUCCAGCUGGCACAUGGCGGAUUGCUGUCUGCACUCUGUGCCACACUUAAAAUGGCCGACCAAGAGAUGGUGACCCUGAGUAUGGAUGUCCUGUUCAUGCUGGUAGUUAGCGGUCCACAGGUGGCAGAGGAGUUUGUGAGGCAAGGCGGGCUGUCACUGUUAGAAGCCGUUCAGUACAACAGUGAGGGAGAGAUUCGACUCAGAGCAACACACCUCCUGGAGCACCCCCCGCUGUCCUGCUCAUCCCGUCGCUCGGACAACAUCCCACGUUCCUGAUGCCCCGGAGAGGCAUCAAACUCACACCUAUGGGGUACGGAGUGUCACCGAUACCAUGCGGACACACACCUGUCUGCAUUGGUAUGUUGUUAUAUUUAAAGUCAUUUUUAAUACCCUUUGAAUAUGAUCACUGGUAUUUUAAUGUUUUACGAUCUUCAGUGUUAUCAAAGGUGUUUUAAUGAAUGUAAAGGAAGAGGAAGUAUUAUUUUUUUAAUAUCCGAGACUCCGUAGUCUUUUUGUCUGUCACAUAUAUAUAUUAAGAAGACAGGUAUAUACAGCUCCUGUCUGUACUGAGGAUGUCUGUAUAAGACUGACUGUAAAUAUCUAGAAUGAGUGUGAUGCAAAAGAAUCCUUUGUUUUUUGUGAUGAUGACGGAUUUUAGAAGUAUCAUGUAUUUUGAGCCAAUAACACAUUCUCAUUAAUGACUGUACAUUCAUGAAAUAUGUAAUAAAUUGAUAAAUAUCAACUUCACUACAGAUUAAAGAAAUAUUUUAUAGUAA